CCACAGAUAAAGACGCUUAUGAUCUUCUCCUGUUCGCGGUUCUUCUCAGGUCCCCGGUGUCCGUCCGCGUGAUGGCGAGCAGCGAUUGAUGAACGACUCGAACCUCUCGAUUCCUUCGAUACCAAUCCGCCGUGAUGUUCAUUGCGGAGGCACUGCGAUCGAAGGUAGCGGCUCAGCUACGGCCAUGGCUGCAAGAAGAACCAGAUAUGGAGCUCGAACUAGGGUUUCUACGAUCUUAUGGGAGAGCCAAGAACCUCUCCUUGGAUCCCUCGGCACUCAAUUCUUUGAUGGACGACUCUGUGUCUCUAGAAUUCAAAAGUUUUAAGGUUGGGGAAGUCCAUAUUCGGGUUUCUCCAUGGUCGAGCCCUUCCCUCGUUCUUCAAAUGCGAGGUGUCGAUGUAACCCUAGCUUCAAGGGAAACUGUAAGCAAGAAGCGUUCGAGUUCAAGAGAUUUAGCUGCAAGAGAGAGGAAGAAGGCAAUUGCUUUGGUCGAUCCUCAGGGUGCUUCCAUGCAUGAAAUGAUCGAAGGACUUCUGUAUAGGUCUUCUUCAGGAAAUAUAGCAAUGCCUUUGUCUGGUGUUUUAUUAAGUUGUUGUCAGGUACAACUCCAAGACAUCCAAUUAAAGUUGCAAUUUAUGAAUGCAUAUCAUGCUUGUGUGUUGAAGAUGAAUGAUAUUUGUUUGGAACCUGAGCUUCUUGAGUACAGUUCUUUCUUAAGAGGAAUAUUACACUCAUUACUUCUGCCUAGAAAGGAGAGAAUUUUAACUAUUAGUUGCAAUAGUCUGGAGUUCAGGUUGAAGGAUAAUGAUUACACAAACUGCAUCACAUCUUUGAUGGGUCUGUCAACAUGCGUCAGAUUAAAAGGUUCUCAACCACUGGGAUUUGGCGUUCAAAUAGCACAUGCAGACAUCAAAUUUUCAUCAGACAGCAUUCCUCUCCUUUUGGUAAUGUCAUAUGUAUUAUCUUCCAAAGAAUGCGAUGGUGUUAGGAACGGUCAGGAGCUCUGGAAGAUAGCUGGACAAAAACUCGGUUGUUUGACUCUUCAUAGAACUUUUUUGCAAAGAAUAGUUCACAUUGUUGUGCUAUGGUCACGAUAUGUUUGUGCCUAUGAGUUACUGCUAUCAUUGGUUGGAUAUUCUGCUAACAUGACAUUAAAAGAAAAUGUUGCUAGGGUGUCCAACAAUAGCAAAUGUUUGAAUCAUGUUAAACAUCAGUGGAAACUAAUUAAUGAACUAGAGGAGAAACUUCCUGCAGAGGCUGUGGGACGUGCACGACAGAUAGCACGUCACAGAUUAUCAUCGUGCUCAUCAUCCACUGAUUUGAAAACAUCAACCAGUCUUGUAACCACUUCAUUGUUAAGAAUUCUUGCACUCGUUUCACUUCUUUGGAGAUUUAUUUGCUUCAUGUAUCAGCUAGCUGCAGAUUUAUUUUUUAAUUUGUGCAUCCCUUGUAUGCACCGAAGAAUCAGUAGAUCGUCUGCACUUAUUCUCGGUGGUGUUUCUCAAGAUUCUGGUUUGCAGUUUCAAAUGACUCUCAGUUUAGGAGAACUCUACAUCACGCUUUCUUCUGCAACUUCUGAUCAUGAUCCUAUUAGUGGAAAAGUUGAGCAUGAAGCAAAGCUUCAUCAUGUAAACCUGCCUUCACUUUGUCUAAUAAUGAAGUGCUUGUGCUUUAACUAUACAGUCAACAGCAUUACAAAAUCAUUAUUUAGUGUUCUUGGCGAACUGAGGUUACAUCUGUCUUAUGUUUCAAGGGCUUCAUUUAUGGAUAAUGACCCAGGAAUUAAGCAAAGCUUAUCUUUUAAAGCACCUAAAGUUCGUUCUGGCAUUGAAUCUAAGAUAAUCAUGUGGAGUGACCCUGUUCGGGCAUAUGAUCCAUCAGAACGAGAUGCUAUUGAUUCUCCAAUUUCUGCUGAUAAUGCUUCAAUCUUUGUCUUGGAAAAUAAUAUUGCAAACUUGUGGUCAAAGUGGAAGAAAGUUAGUCAGAUAUAUGCAGAGAUAAAUUUUCAGCAUACUGAUCAGCCAUUUGUUCUUUGUGAGCUUCAAAACUUCCUUAUAGAUCCAUAUCUUGAUAGUGGAGAUUAUGGACUUCAUAAAUGCACAUUGACACUUGGAAAAAUGAACCUUGAUUUGGAUUAUUCAUCUAUAAAGUUUUCUUCUCUGUUGCUUGGGCAACUGCAACAUUGUCGUCAUUGGGCUACUACUAUUGGGAGAAUGCAGAGUCCGUCAUCUUCGUCAAUUGUACAUGAGGAGAAACCUGAAAUCAGUAUGGAGGAUAGGAUAAGAUCAUACACCAGUAAGCUGAAGAUUCUGUUAAUUAAUAUGAUUCCAGUCAGGAACAUCCAAAUUGGAGCAGUCAUUGGUGGACCAUCUAUUCGAAUUUUUCUACAAGAUCAGCUGUUGCAUGAUACUGAACAAUACAAGAGUCCUAUAGUUGCUCAGGAAAAGAACAAUUAUUGUUUUGUGUUUGAUCUCGCAAAUAUUGAAUUUGCUGUGUUGCCUGCUUCUAAAGCUGUUUUAGCUGCACUGACUGAAGAGUCAAGUUUCAAUGAGGUGGAUGCUGAGUAUAUUUGGUUUAAGGAACCCCGCACGUUAGACAUUUUGGAAGCACAUGCCAGUGAAAGAUAUGUUGCUCGAGGGAGGAUUGCGCUUGAUGCUUGUUUGAGAAUCAUCGGCCUAGCUGUAUCCAUUGACAAUUUAGAAGUACAUCAGAAAUCUCAUGUUGUUGGACCUAUGUCAAUAACAAUACAUUCCUCAAUCUGCAGAGAUUAUCUUCGUUCAUUAUCUGGAGAAGUAGAUGUUCUAUCAAUUAGUCUGAGUGGAAUUACUACUGAUGUUGCAGUUUAUUUAUAUGCGGAUGAACUUUUGAUUUUUCUCCAGGUUUUUAAAGCUAUGUUUUCGGCAUCAUCUGGUUUUAGCAAUUUCGACUCUGCCAGUCUUUGUUAUCCUCGAGAAUUCUUCAGUAAAUUAAUGACUUUAGCCAAGAAAUAUGAUGAUCUACAAUUGACAAAAUCUAAAGCUACUGAUGAAAAUAUGAUUAUUAAAAAUACACAAAUUUUAGUUGAUGCUGCACUCGAAUCUGAGUCAGUGGACAUCAUUUUGAAUGAUUCACGAAAUAAACAUUUGAGUUCUAUGAAUGCCAAUACGGCUUCCAGCAGUGCUAUGGACAAUGUCAACGUACCAUCUACAUGCAAGGAGAUAAUGAUGACGAAUAUGAUUCAAUUCCUUAGUUUUGGUAUUGGAGUGUUUGUUCAAAAAUCUUUUAUGCAGAUCUCAUGCAGUGGAAGUUUUGCAGAAAUGCUGAUUAAUUUUUCGAAAAUUCAGUCAGUUGUUUUCAACCAUCAAAGUUCUGUGGAAGUUGGCACUGAUAUAUUGCAGCUUAAGACCCAGCUUGAUCAAUCUUUAAAAAAAUUACAUCAAUUCUCUCUUUGUAACUGCGUAUUUAGUUUACAAGUUGGUUCUCAUGGUGGUGCCUUACCGAGUUCAUAUGAAGUGGAAAGACACUUUCUGAAUGCUGGAGAACCUGAGACCCACUCAUGUGGUCCUAAUCAUAAUGUGGAAGCAGGUCGAUUGCUUGUGACAGAUAAUCCUGGGUCCUCAUCUGGUUGCUGGAUUUUUAUGGAGAUUGAAUUUGGUGAGAUUUUAAUGGCUGAAUGUUGUAUGAAGACCCUGCUAACUGCAACACAUCAACCAAGUAUGCUAAAAACUUCAAUUUUCUUUUGUGAGGACCUCCAGACAAUCAGCUGCAAACUCCAGGGUGGUUUAAUCUUUCUUGAAACGUCAACACUGGCUAUGUUCAUUGAGUGUUAUAGACUAUAUUGUCUGCUGGCCAUGCAAUGUUUUUCAUGGGUGUGCAAUGUAUCUGGAAGAUCAUCUGAAAAAGGAGGCAUCCUGACACUUUCCAGUGAACAUAUUGUUAGAUCAACCAACUGUUCCAAUGAGGAGCACGACAUAGGCACUGUGUCCUCGGCUUCAAAUUCGGAAAAGAGGAAGAUGUUUGAACAUAACUUUGUCAAGGCACUUAGUGUUGACUUGUCUCAGUUUUCUCUUGCUCUUGUUGUUAUGGAUGGAUCAGAUGAAAUUCAGGAGCUAAUUCUAGAAGCUGAUAUGAGCCUACAGCUUAUGAGCUCUGGGAAAAAUCUCUUUUUUGAUUUAAAUCGUUUGGCAAUCUUUAGUCAGCAUGUUCAUAGAAAUAUGCUCAAUCAAACAAGAGAAUCGCUUGUGCCCCAUUUUUGCUCCAAUACAGCAGUUGCUUUGUCAUCUCAUAGUAGAUCUGGUGAAAAUAUUCUUGCUUCUCAAGUUUCAAGAAGCAUGCCUGCUGGCCUUGGUGAUGCACAUUCUGCAAAUCUUCCAGCUCCUGGGCAGGAAAUUUUGGUGGAGACAUCUGGAUUUUCUCCUUUAUACCAUGGCAAUUACAUCUUAAAGCAUCUGGCUGCUUCUAUUAAGAUCGAGAAGAUGGUUUUGAGGAAUGAACUGGGCUUUGGGCUAGUGCAGAGUGAUUGGUUCGGGAAGGGUUCCAUUUCUGGUUUUGAUUUGACAAUAGCAAUAUCUGAAAUUCAGAUGCUUUUGGCUUUGUAUGCACCUUUAUGUGGGAUAUUCACUGCAAAGGCCAGCCAGAACUUGGCGCGGAAUUUUGCCUAUAGGAAUCAAGGAUGGACCACUGAUACAGAUAAUAAGAUUACUGAUGGAGCAAUUGUGGCAAUCUGGGAUCUUCACCAACAUAUGUACUUUGCAGUUGAAGACAGAGAGAAAAAAUAUCGUUUAGUUGGUGCACUGCAUUACUCUCUUGUUGGAGAACGGGCUCUCUUUAGGGUGAGGUUCCAUAAGACAUGGAGAAAAAGAGUAUCAUGGAUUUCCUUGGAAUCAUUGUACGCCACGAACGAAGAAGGUAAACCACUGUGCCUGAACUAUAGUCCAGGAUCAGGCUUUGUCGAAAUAUCUAGCAGCAAUGGUAAAAGGUGUGCCCUUUGGCAAACCAUCCCAUAUGAACCUGAGAGUUAUGAGGAUGAUGUCGAUGAUGAUUACAUGAGAUCUUGCAAAAUAGCUUCUGGAAAUGCUUUCUAUCUAGUGAACCAGAAGAAUGACUGUGCUGUUGCUUUUGUCGAUGGCCUUCCGGAGUUUGUUAAGAAGCCGGGGAAUCCAUUCAAGGCAAAGGUGCUCAAUGAUUUUUCUCCAGCGAAUGAUGUUGGGAGGUUGCAUAUUUCUAAUUCCUUCUCUGGCGACGUUAGUGGAACAAAUGUUCAAGGAGAGUCAUCUUGUAUGGAAGGAGAGAGAUCAAAACUUGAUGCAAAUCUCCCAUCUGUAAUUAUUACCAUUGAUAAGGUUGUCUUGACCAUCGUUCAUGAAGUUUCAGAUGCAAAUGACAAGCUUCCACUCUAUAAAGGCAGCAUGAAUGAUAUUCAUGUCACCGGACAGAUAUUACCAUCCAAAUUCAGAAUCAUAAGCUCAUUCCAGAUUGCUGUUAACUACUUUGAUGCGCAAAAAAACCUCUGGAGGGAAAUUAUUUCUCCUGUUGAUUCAUCUCUGUUCUUCCGUUCUAGAUUCACACAUCAGGUUUUAGUUAACAAGUAUCAAAAAGUGCCUGUUUAUUUUUAUUUUGGGGUGAAGCAGGUGGAUAUAUCUCUAACUGAGCUCUCAUUGGAUGUACUUCUUUAUUUGGUUGGGAAAUUAAAUAUAGCUGGUCCUUAUGCUGUGAGAAGGUCGAUGAUAUUUACAAAUUGCUGCAAGCUACAAAAUCAUUCUGGAUUGAGCCUUCUUUGUCAUUAUGCUGAUAAUCAAGAUGCAAUAAUUGCUGGAAAGCAAUCAGCUUCCAUUUUCUUGAGGCAUGCAUCUUUAGCUGAUCAGUCUUCUGAAAGUAAAUACUCAGUGUCAGUAUCUCUCACUAAAAAAGGGGUUUUUUCAACCUACCCGAUUCAAAUUUCAGUUGCAGCUUCUUCUAUCUUUGCAUGGAGAACCCGUGCUGUAUCCUUUAAAGCAGAUUCAAGAAAUUUCCCUGGGCCAUUUAUUGUUGCUGAGGUGCUCAAAGCAACUGAGGAAGGGCUAUUGCUUGUCGUUUCUCCUUUAUUGAGAAUACACAACAAAAGUGAAUUUUCAUUGGAAUUGCGUAUUCGGCGGCCACAAGAAGCAGCAGGGGAAUCUGCUUCUGUUCUGCUAAGGAGUGGUGACACAAUUGAUGAUUCUAUGGCAAUAUUUGAUGCAAUCGAUAUGUCUGGUGGCUCAAAAAGAGCAUUGAUGUCUCUAAGUCUUGGUAAUUUUCUUCUAUCUGUUAGACCUUAUAUUUCUGAUCAUAUAGAGAAGUUCGGAGAAAUUGUUUCAAUAGAGUGGUCAGAAGAUCUGAAAGGAGGAAAAGCUGUUCGUCUUUCUGGAGUAUUUGAUAAGCUGAAUUACAGAUUCAGGAAGGCUUUUGGUGUUGAAUCACUAAAAUCUUUCUUCAGUACUCUGCAUUGUCCCCUUGUUACUGAAGGUCAGCAUGUCUCUAAUCUGCAUUUUUUGAUUCGGACAAUUGGAAGAGAUGUGCCUGUAAUGCAGCCAAAUGUUGGUGGUGCUUCUGAGGCUAAUACUUCACCAGUUGCCUUGCAAGUACAGAGGGAGAUUUUCAUAUAUCCAACAAUUCAAGUUUAUAAUCUCUUGCAAUCAGAAAUAGUUGUCCUUUUGACUGAGAACCAUCCAGAUCUAUGCAUGACUGGUGACUGUAAGAACAUUGGGAAGCAAGCAGCUAUUCCAUGCGGAUCAAGUUCUUAUUUUUAUGCAAAUCCAGCCUUGAUUUACUUUUCGGUUACUUUAACCGCAUAUGAUUCAAAAUGCGAACCAGUGAACAGUGGUGAUUGGAUUAAGAAGUUGCAUAAACAGAAAAGCGAGGUCCACUAUCUUGAUAUUGAGUUGGAUUUUGGAGGCGGGAAAUACUUUGCAUCCUUAAGGCUGACACGUGCAGAGAGGGGCAUAUUAGAGGUUACUGUUUUCACGACUUAUACACUGCAGAACAAUACUGAACUUUUCUUGUUAUGCUUUCCUUCCAAUCAGAAGCCUUUUCCUUGGGUAGAAUCUGGAAAGUAUAGUUCCAACCUUCCUCCAGAGCUUGGUUGCUUCUUGCCUCCUAAGUCCACCAGGUCAUGGUUUUUGAAAUCCAAUAAAGUACAUUUCAAAUCAUUGAAAGAGAAAACAUCGGGAGCAUUUCUCGAUCUGGAUAUGUUAUCUGGCUUCACUGAGCUAUCUGUGGAAGGUGAGGAUGAUAAUGGGGUGAGUUGGAUUGAAAAGCUAGGGGUGUCUGUACAGCCAUUUAACCAUGAACGAUGUGUGCCAUCACAAGUGGUAUGCAUUGUCCCAAGAUAUGUUAUAUCUAAUGAAUCCACGGAGGCCAUCAUGGUUCGCCAAUGUUAUCUGGAGGAUGGUAUGGAUGGGAUUACUACAGUAGAAGGCAAACAGAAAGUGACAGUACAAAUGAGGAAAAAUAUGAGGAAAAGGAGAGACGUAAGUUUCUUUGAUUCAAUUCUUAGAAGACACAGUAAUGGAAAUGAGGAUUGCCAUACCUUUAUCCAGUUUUGCAUAAAAGAGAAUGGAUAUAGUUGGUCUGGACCAAUAUGUGUUGCUUCACUUGGUCGAUUUUUCUUGAAGUUCAAGCGAUUUUCGGUUACACCUGCUGAUCGAUCAAAUCCAACCACUUGGAAAGAAGAUAAGUUGAUGCAAUUUGCUGCUGUCCAUACUAUACAAGAAAGUUCUAGUCUAGUUCUGCACUUCUAUAUGCCACCAGAUGUUGCAUUACCUUACCGCAUAGAGAAUUGCUUGUGCGGAAUAUCCAUCAUGUACUAUCAAAAGGACUUGAUGGAAUCAGAUAUCUUAGCAUCUGGAAAUUCAGUAGAGUAUGCUUGGGAUGACUUGAAUUUGCCUCAUAAGCUGGUUGUUGAAAUUGUUGAUAUGCAUCUUUUGCGUGAAAUAAACAUUGACAAGGUGACUGCGUGGAAACCAUUGUUUAAGAUGAGACAAAAUAAAGGGUUGGCUUUGCAAUUACCAAUGGAUAAGAGAUAUGGUCUUGAAAGAAAACCUUCUGAUGAAUCACAUGGACUAAGAGUCUUUAAGGUGGGGUAUGAGGUGUAUGCAGAUGGACUCUGUAGGGUACUACGAAUUUGUGAGCUUGCUGACAGUUACAGAGAAGAGAAGAUGCUUCAGCCUUGUGCAACUUUUCAGUUGAGAAUUUCAUAUUUUGCGGUGCAUUUUCUUGACAGCAGCAAACAGAAGGAAGCAGAUACGAGUGAUUUGCAAACAUAUUCCACGAUUAUAGUUGCAAGGCUUGGAAAUUCCAUGCUGGAUUUGUUGACCACAGAUCAGUAUAAAUAUUACCGUGCAAGAAUUCAGUCAAUAAAUGUGGAUGAAAAAUGGCAAGGAGCUCCAUUCGCAUCAAUGGUUCGAAAGAGCCAGCUACAUGAUUCUGGCUCAAAUGAGAACAUCCUUAAAAUUGUUUUCAUCCUAUGUUCAACCAAUUCUAGUGUUAAACAAGUCAAAUACUCCUCCAUCAUUCUGCAGCCUAUUGAUUUGAAAGUUGAUGAAGAAACAUUGAUGAGGCUUGUCCCAUUUUGGAGAACCUCUCUCAGCGAUUCUAGAACACAGAGCCAGCAAUACUACUUUAAGCACUUUGAGAUCCACCCAAUUAAGAUCAUAGCAAGCUUUCUUCCAGGGAGUCCAUAUGCGAGUUAUAGCUCAGCUCAAGAGACUUUGAGAUCGUUACUGCACAGUGUUAUAAAGGUGCCUGCAGUUAAUAACAAAGUUGUAGAACUAAAUGGGGUCCUCCUUACUCAUGCCUUAGUUACAUUCCGUGAGUUGCUCAUAAAAUGUGCACAACAUUAUUCAUGGUAUGUUAUAAGGGCUGUCUACAUAGCAAAGGGAAGCCCAUUGCUUCCACCGGCUUUUGCCUCAAUAUUUGAUGACACUGCUUCAUCCUCUCUUGAUGUUUUCUUCGAUCCUUCUGAUGGCUCAAUCAGUCUUCCUGGACUUACUUUAGGCAUGUUCAAAUUCAUCAGUAAAUGUAUCGACUCUAAGGGCUUUUCAGGGACAAAACGUUAUUUUGGAGAUCUGGGAAAAACUAUCAAGAUGGCAGGUUCAAAUGCUCUUUUUGCUGCUGUUACUGAAAUUUCAGACAGUGUACUGAGAGGAGCAGAGACAAAUGGUUUUAGUGGCAUGGUUAAUGGUUUACACCAAGGUAUCCUGAGAUUGGCUAUGGAGCCUUCCUUGUUAGGAGCUGCUGUAAUGGAGGGUGGUCCAAACAGAAAAAUUAAACUUGAUCGUAGUCCGGGAGUUGAUGAGCUGUAUAUUGAAGGCUACCUACAGGCUAUGUUGGAUGUGAUGUACAAACAAGAAUAUCUUCGUGUGAGGGUGAUUGAUGACCAGGUUAUCCUCAAAAACCUUCCCCCAAACAGUUCUAUCAUAAAUGAAAUUGAGGAAAACGUGAAGAGCUUUCUUGUGAGCAAGGCAUUGUUGACAGGAGAUAUUUCAACAGCUUCUCGUCCUUUGCGCCAUCUACGAAGCGAAAGUGAGUGGAAACUUGGGCCGACAGUGUUGACGUUGUGCGAACACUUGUUUGUGAGCCUUGCAAUUCAGAUGUUGCGAAAGCAUGCGAACAAAUUUUUGGUUAACAUCAGAUGGAAUGUAAAAGCAGGUGGAGAUAGAGGUGAGGCAUCUUCUGAUGAGAGCCAAGCAAAGCCUAGUAGGACGUGGGCAGUUGGUAAGUUUCUUUUGUCAGGUAUGAUUGCUUACCUAGAUGGGCGGUUGUGCCGGCACAUACCCAAUCCAAUUGCAAGGCGAAUUGUAAGCGGAUUCUUGUUGAGUUUUCUUCAAAAAGAUAAUGAAUAAGCUUUCAAAGUUUCUAUCCUCGCUUUAGGAGGGCAAUGUGGUGCAUAUGAAUAGAAAUCAAAAACAAUAAAGAGGAAAAGGUGAAAGGAUUUGAACUUUCACACUAAUGUUGAAAGAGCAGCUUACCAUAAAAAUAGUGGUUUUAUGGUAGGACAGUUUUGAGAAUGCAUAUCUUAUAUUUUA
This is a messenger RNA of Phoenix dactylifera (date palm), 10022 nucleotides long. Its product is annotated as vacuolar protein sorting-associated protein, putative (DUF1162). NCBI's taxonomy places the organism in Eukaryota, Viridiplantae, Streptophyta, Magnoliopsida, Arecales, Arecaceae. Gene Ontology annotation, biological process: protein retention in Golgi apparatus; protein targeting to vacuole. The record is from RefSeq and is a predicted model, not a curated record.